CUCUGUUCUCUUUGCGCCGCCUUGCUUUCCCUAGCAGUCCAAUCCCAUCCAAUCCCUCUUUAAUUUCUAAGAACUACUCUCUCUUUUAUAUAUAUAUUUUUUUUCCUUUUACGCUUCUGCGAUUCCUUCGUUCUACCGCGACGAUCAGGAAACGGAAUAGCUCUGAUCUUUGUUUUUUCCUGGUUUGUGUUCUGAAUCAGCUCUCCGAUUCUAAUUUCCAAUUCGAUACGAUGACUAUUUCGAUCAAUUUCGUAUCUUGAUAAGAAAAAAGUGCGAUUGCUUCUGUUUAAGAUCGUGCGGAUGAGGCGAUUUUCAUAAGUGCUUGGUGUGGGAUUCGUGGAGCUGAGAUUUUGGAGAUGGCGACGCGGAGUCCCGUGAAGAUGGCGCCUGUAGCCCCUUCGAGUGGGAGCUUGGACGAUGAUUACGAGAGGGACAUCGAAGCUUUACGGUGGGAGCAGCAGCAGAAUAGAAACUUGUUCGACCUUGAUCCGGAUGAGCUCAAUAUUUGCCGGAGCGGCAGUGCACCCCCUUCCAUCAAUGAAUCAGUAAACGCUCUCAGGAGCCUUUAUGGGCCUUCUGGCCUUACCGAGCCACCUGGCUUCCACCGUCGUGAUGCUCCGACUAGGCCCUCGGACGAGGAGAUGAGGUCGCAUCCAGCCUACUUAUCUUACUACUAUUCCUAUGCCAAAUCAAAUCCGAGGAUGCCGCCCCCGGUGAUAUCAAAGGAGGAUUGGCGAGCAAGACAAAGACUUCAUACAGGGGCAUCCUUAUUUGGGGGAAUUGGCGAUAAUCGAAGUAGAAAAGAACUUGCAGAGGCCGAAGUAAGUGGCAGCUCCCUCUUUUCAUCGCAGCCAAGCUUCACAAAGCACGAUGGGCAAGUGGAGAUGCUGAGGCCCAAUGGAUUACUGCAGCAAAAUAAUCACUCCGCUAGGGAGUCAGGAGAGUGGCUCGAUCUGAAUACUGAUGGUCUUAUAGGGUUGCCAGAUGUUGGACUCGGUGCAAGAAGGAAAAGUUUUGCGGAUGUAUUGCAGGAAGAACUGGUUCAUCCAGCAUCUGUUGCCGGACAUAUUUCAUGCCCAGUUAGUCGCAAUGCAUAUGAAGAUACUGAUUCUGGAAGACUCUCUGAUUCCAUGCUGGCACAUCUUGAUGAAUCAGAAACAUUAAAUGGUCUGCAAUACAGGGCAUCUUCUCCCAGUCUUGUUAGAGUCAGAAGCGUUGGUUCCUCGGUUGAAGCAACAGUGGAUCAUUCAGUAAGUAGAAAUACAAAUACGGAUCCUUUGUUGAUUCAAAGGUUGCCAAGCCCCUCCCUCCCACCUGUGGGAGUGAGAAAUGAGGAUACUGAUAUACACAGUGGUAUUCGAUCAAAUCACAUGCAUGAUUUUUCAUCUACUAUUGGGAAUUCUGACGAUAUUGCUGCAGCUAUGUUGAAUUUGAACUUGUCUGCACACAACCAAGCAGUUCCUGGUCGCCGGCAAUACAAAUCGGAUCCUGCCACCUUAAUAAAUCCAUUAGAUCAAUUCAUUGGACAAAAUGAAGGACAGCCUACUACAAUCCACAACCAGUUGAAAUCUGGUUUUCAUCGACAAACCAUGGAGUCAGUUGGUGGGCACUAUUCACUGGAGAAUGCAGAUCCAUUACAUGCUGCUGGCUAUUUGAGCCCUUCUUUGGGAGGAAAAUUUCUUGGUUCAUCACAUGUGGAUUUGCCCAACUACCAAAGUGCAUAUUUGGGAAAUGUUCUUGUGAAUCAAAAUGGCAGAUACAGUGUACCUCACCUUGGCAAGUUUAAUAGUUUAGAUAAUAGUUUAUAUGGUGAUCAUGGUUUUGGUAUGGGUAUGCCAUAUCCAGCAAAUCAAAUUUCAACUACUACUCACACUCUCUUGAACUCUGUAAGCCCAAUUAGACAAAAUGGGCGGUUAUGUCGGAUGCCAUCCACAGCUCGAAGUCAAAUGGGAGUUUCCCAUGUUUCAUGGUUCCCAGAGAACAGUGCAAUAGGAGAAGGUUAUUCUUCAUCUUUGCUAUUAGAAUUCAAGAACAACAAAACUAGAUUAUUUGAACUUUCAGAUAUUGUUGGACAUGCUGUGGAGUUCAGUAAGGAUCAGCUUGGAAGCCGUUUCAUUCAACAGAAACUUGAAACUGCUUCAAUUGAAGACAAAAACUUGAUUUUCCCUGAAAUAAUCUCUAGCGCUCAUGCCUUAAUGACUGAUGUUUUUGGCAAUUAUGUCAUUCAAAAAUUCUUUGAGCAUGGUACAGAAAUUCAGAGAAAGCAACUUGCAAUUCAGCUGAUUGGUUGUGUUUUGCCUCUCAGUCUUCAAAUGUAUGGUUGUCGAGUAAUCCAAAAGGCUCUAGAAGUAGUUGAUGUUGAGCAGAAAGCUCAAAUGGUGCUAGAGCUUAAUGGUCAUAUUAUGAAAUGUGUUCGUGAUCAGAAUGGAAAUCACGUAAUCCAGAAAUGCAUUGAAUGUAUUCCUCAAGACAAAAUUCAAUUCAUCAUAGAAGCAUUCUACAGUCAUGUUAUAGCACUUUCCAGCCAUCCGUAUGGUUGUCGGGUCAUUCAGAGGGUAUUAGAACACUGCAAUGAUCAAGAAGUCCAGAGUAUUAUGAUGGAGGAGAUCAUGGAAGAUGUCUGUAAUUUGGCACAAGACCAGUAUGGGAAUUAUGUUAUUCAACAUGUUCUGCAAUACGGUAAACCAGAAGAGCGAUCGGCUAUUAUCAGCAAGCUUGCUGGACAGAUAGUUAAGAUGAGCCAGCAAAAAUAUGCUUCCAAUGUCGUUGAGAAGUGUCUGACUUAUGGCACCCCCGAGGAACGUCAAAUCUUGAUAGAUGAGAUUCUUGGUACCACGGAUGAAAAUGAACCUCUUCAGGCUAUGAUGAAGGAUCAGUUUGGUAAUUACGUUGUACAAAAGGUUCUAGAGGCAUGCGACGAUAAAAAUUGUGAACUUAUACUUCAACGUAUCAAAGUUCACCUGAAUGCUCUGAAGAGAUAUACAUACGGCAAGCACAUUGUUGCCCGGGUUGAGAAGCUAGUGGCAACAGGAGAAAAACACAUUGGAGCAUCGUCGUCGUCACAGUAUGCUGCUUAGAAGAGAUUGCAGCCGUGUGGAAUUGAUGAAAUUCUGUACAGUUAAUGAUAGUAGCACCACCAGCUUUCUAAUUUUUCUUGUUCGGUAUCAAUAAAAACCAGGUUGAGCUUGAGUGACUUGUUGUGAAUAAAUUAUCGGCUUUGUUUAAAUAACAAAGUUUCCAUAUUUCAACUUGUAUAUUUGGGUCAUGUAGGAGUUCAAAACAUGGCGACAGCAAUGUUAGCUCUGCCUACUAGGUUUAGAGAUGUUUAGACCAUCAAAUGUAAAAAAGGGCUUUAGAACUCCUGUAAUUUUAGUUCAGCAACGGCUGUUGAAACGUUGUCUAAGUUGAUUCCUCA
Zingiber officinale is the source of this 3415-nucleotide messenger RNA. RefSeq names its product pumilio homolog 2-like. Gene Ontology annotation, cellular component: cytoplasm. The record is from RefSeq and is a predicted model, not a curated record. NCBI's taxonomy places the organism in Eukaryota, Viridiplantae, Streptophyta, Magnoliopsida, Zingiberales, Zingiberaceae. The coding region runs from base 357 to 3077 and encodes 906 amino acids. The transcript is spliced from 11 exons. Gene Ontology annotation, molecular function: mRNA binding. Gene Ontology annotation, biological process: post-transcriptional regulation of gene expression.